Messenger RNA from Trichomonas vaginalis G3, 1224 nucleotides. RefSeq names its product peptidyl-serine dephosphorylation. The transcript has a single exon. Gene Ontology annotation, cellular component: cytosol; protein phosphatase type 2A complex. The coding region runs from base 1 to 1224 and encodes 407 amino acids. Gene Ontology annotation, molecular function: protein binding; protein phosphatase regulator activity. Gene Ontology annotation, biological process: peptidyl-serine dephosphorylation. NCBI's taxonomy places the organism in Eukaryota, Parabasalia, Trichomonadida, Trichomonadidae. The record is from RefSeq and is a predicted model, not a curated record.
AUGAAUUUAGACUACCUUGCCUCCUUUGGUGACCAUGUUGCGCUCUCCCAGUUCAAGACCGAAGAUACGAUAUCUGUCUUAUCCUUCAGUAAGAACGGAAGAUUUUUAGCAUCAGGUGACGCCGCCGGACGUGUAGUUAUAUUUCAACUAAAUCCGCCUAAAUCUGCGGGUGGAAAAUCGACCGUUUCUUUUGUUGUCCAAGUCCACGCACAUAAGGCUUCAUUUGACUAUUUCCGCUCCGAACUUUCCGAUCCAAAAAUUAAUUCAUUGAAGUGGGUAAAGACAGAAACAGUCAACCCCCUACUUUUAACAUGCAACAGCCAUGAUGCAAAGCUCUGGAAAUUCACGCAGAAUAGCAAAAUUACUUGGAACCCUUUGAAUACAGAUGUUCCAAUAGACCAGUUUGUUCUUCCAAAACCAAGACAAGUCGAAGCUAAGUAUACUGCAGAGUGCGUCAAAUCGUUUACAGACUUGCAAACUGAGUAUCUCGUCGAUUUGCAUUCGCUCAGCGACCAGCGUUCCUUCGUCUUGGUUGAUGUUGGCUGCGUUAAGCUUUGGGACAUGGAAAGGGAUGUACCAUCUGUUUCUCUCUACCGCCUUCCUUCAACGAAUUCCGAGCUCAUGUGCUCUGACGUUCACGAUUCUUUACCAUCGGCUGUCCUUAUUGGUGAUGACUGCGGUGUCGCCAAAAUUAUUGAUAUGAGGCAGCAAGCGGAAGACUUAACUCCAUCAAUAGUUUUCAAUAUACGCUCAAAGCUCAGCCCAGACAAACAAUGCGCUGACUGCGAAUCCAUCGGAUCACUUGCCUUCUCACCCGAUGGCAUUAAUUUUGUCGCAAGAACAUUCGGCGAGUGUCAAAUUUGGGAUGUCAGAAAUCCCUCAACUCCGGUCGCCAAGAUCGAAACUCAAUGGUUCCCAGAUCAAAUGGAUUGGCUCGCUUCAGAGGAUAUCGUUAAAGACCAGUUCAGAACUUGCUUCACCCUGAGUGGUAAGGUGGUCACUGGCUUGUACGGAGCUGAUUUCAUAUCCUGGGAUCCAAAGUCAAACGAAGUCAAGCAUCAUCGCGCUAUUUCAAGUCGUACUCCAAGAGAUCCUCCGGAUCUUGGAAGAGAUUUUACAAAGAGAGUUACUGUUUGCGAAGCACAUCCGAAACAGGAUAUUAUUGCUUGUGUUUCGACUGCCGCUUUAUAUAUGUUUUCUGCACGCCAACAAACCAGAAUAUAA